This is a messenger RNA of Pomacea canaliculata, 2887 nucleotides long. RefSeq lists its product as uncharacterized. The coding region runs from base 1 to 744 and encodes 247 amino acids. The record is from RefSeq and is a predicted model, not a curated record. Lineage: Eukaryota; Metazoa; Mollusca; Gastropoda; Architaenioglossa; Ampullariidae. The transcript has 2 exons.
AUGGCGUUACUAUUAGAUGACUGUAACACUCAUGUCUCUCACAGGACACAACACUUCCAGACUUUCUGUGACAAGCUGCUGACACGAGUUCCUCAUCUCCAUCUGUGGGCGGCAAGUUGCUUUCAUGGAGACGCACCCACCUGCUGGCAAGUGAAAUAUUUAACCAGACCCCUCCGCUCUCCACCGGCAGUCAUCAGGGAAGUCAAGAAGAACGGGAAGCUCACAGUUCGUCAUGUCCAGCCAUACAGUGAGCGAGGUGUGCCCGACCACACAGACGGCCCGCCAGUCAGACGACUGUAUCACCGAGGUCUGAGUCACGCAGGUCACAGGUCAGUUGACUGUGUCACGUGCGGUCUUGACGUGGUCAGCUUCCUACGCAGUCUCCGUGUUGGUGUUACAGAGAAUGUCACAACAUCGACGACCUUCAUCUCCACCAGCAACGGUACAGCAACACCCUGCCUACAGUGGAGAGACGUGCUGGUGUUGUACUGGGAUGACGUCAGUGACGACUCGGGUGUGGUGAAGGGACUUAAAGAAGCGGGUAUCCCAGUGCGGGUGAUGACGGAUGAUGACAUCGAGGACGUGGCCACGGCCCGCAGUGACGUGGUGUGGGUGGCGCGUGGACAUCGUGUUUGUGGUCUGGAGAGAAAAGUCGUCGUGUGUGUGGUUGAUGUUAAUGAUAUAUAUGACCGACUGCACUUCAUGUCGCGCUGUACAUCACAACUGAUGAUUAUCUCCCGCUGAUAACUACCCGGAUUAUCCUAAUGAAGUGUCACACCUGUCACCUGUUGUACUCUUGGGUCUCUCUUACACCAACACUUGUCCUCAGCUUUUUUUUCUCUUCCUCGUUAUCAUCAUCUUAUGAUGUCAGGCACAUGGAAUAUCUUCUCACAACAUGAAGUCUGUUAUGUCUAGUGUCACCAUCAUAUCACUCCGCCCACACUCUGAGUUUUGUUGAUUCAACAAUGUCACGAUUAUAUCAUUUGGUCACUACACCGGGUCUUAUGUACUUAAACGUAAGGUUAGGUUAAAGGUUGGAGCUGAUGACAUCACUAACAGACUUAUCGCCUUAAAUAAAAUGUCUUAUUAGUUAUAGCCAAUGACAUAUUGAUGGAAGUCUCUAGGUGGUUACUGUUUUAUUUGUCUGUGCGCGCAGACACUACAGACCUGGCCACCUGUGGAGUUCAGACUGGUUGACCUUUCACAUUUGCCCGACUUUAACACAAAUAUUGGACAUCAGAGCCUCGUUCCGUAUUCAAUUGUUUCUGUCUAAUUCAUGUUAUAAACAGAACUACUUUGAAUAGCUAAAACAUAUUUUAUACAAGCAAAAUGAAAUUGCAUGUACCAAUGAAUUUGAUCGUAACUUCUGAGCAUAAUGUAAAAUUUAAUAAAAUACUCUGGUUUUAACUAGAUUUCUCUCUUUGCUUACAGAAUGACUUUUAUACUUAAAGACUACAUUCUAUGCUUGCAAAAUAAGUUAAUAAUUACAAACUGAAUUAUAUUGCUGUAAUACUCAUUUCUUAAUUCUAAAAUGCAUUGCAUACAAAUCAUUCUAUAAUUAUAAAAUAAAUUGUAGCUACAGUUAAAAAAAUCUAAAUUCCCUUGUAUACUUUUUAUACUUUUGAGUAUAAUGUAAAUAAAAUACUUUCGCCCGUUAAUUCAAGGCUGGAGUGCACCCGGGGCCAACAGCUGGACAUUGAAGUUUCGACAUUAGCAAGUUAACCAAGACGAAAAUAAAGAUAAAAAGGCAUCAACGGUGAAAUCGCAGUCAGAUGGCAAGAAUCGAGUCCCUGUCUGUCAUUACUUGCAGUGAAAUCGUCUGUAAAAUGUUUGUUUGUUAAAUAAAACAGUGAGGCCUUUUACUGAGAAGUGUGGAAUCGUCUGCAGACGCUCAGGUGGCAGUUGCUCAUGAAGAUAAGGUGUUUGUGACAUGUAUAACAGAAUUAUUUCUCAUCAACAUUAAUGUCUUUCCCCAAUAAAUGUUCUUCGGUUAAUCAUAUCUUCUCUCCUUCCAUAGAAAUGUUUGUUAUCUUUCCCCUCUCAGUUGUUGUUGAGCUCGUGCCUUCAAACAACACCAACAGGACAAUGUCAGGUCAGCCGUCAUGUCUAGAAUGCUCCAUUAGGUUCUCCAUAAGCUUGUUCAGGUUUGGUUUUUGUCCUUUUGUAACUUUUCAAAUUCAUCUGGAAACAUGCGAGACAAAACUGUUGACUACAGUAUGUAGCGGUUGAUCGUCUGUGACUCACUUGCACCUGAGUAAACAGUUUCUCAAAAUGACAAACGACACCUGCAAUACGGUUGGUUAGAAUCAAAGUAUAAUGUGAGGGGGGCUCUUGCUGCAAGUUACCUUUGUGACAUCAAUUUAUUGGUCAACAAUUGUUUUUAAUUGAAGCGUUUUUGAUGAUUUGAAAAGAAUGCACGUUGAUAAAAGACGAGGGUUCGGCGAAAGUUGAGAGCUGCCGGUGUUGGAGGUAUAAAUACAGUCACAUCUCCUGUCUUCUCAACCACUGCUCUCAUCAGUAACCGCUGUUUGACGACUGCAGGAUAGUAAGUGAAUCUGAUUAUUUCACAUUCUGUUCUCGAGGUAAAGAAGCCAGUCUGAUAUUUAGUUGUGUUUAUACUUGUUUGUUUACACUGAUUUAUAUCAACAAAUUGUACACAUUUUACCUCAAAAUGACAUCUCGAGUGUGUUCUGUGAUGUUUAUUUAUAAAGAGACACAAACAUCAACUCACAGUUGUCCAUUUCACAGGAUAGUACUGCCUCUUAAUUAAUCACAUUAUCAAGAAUUUCCGCUCACGACAGUAAGACAAUAUGACAUUGUCUGUAUAAAUUGUAUUCUGUAAAAUGUUGGUAUAAGCCCACAAUAAAAUAACAAAUGAAGAUAAAAA